Messenger RNA from Cylas formicarius (sweet potato weevil), 2435 nucleotides. Its product is annotated as coiled-coil domain-containing protein 113. Gene Ontology annotation, biological process: cilium assembly. NCBI's taxonomy places the organism in Eukaryota, Metazoa, Arthropoda, Insecta, Coleoptera, Brentidae. Bases 202 to 1371 code for a protein of 389 amino acids. The transcript has 2 exons. Gene Ontology annotation, cellular component: ciliary basal body; axoneme. The record is from RefSeq and is a predicted model, not a curated record.
CACAAAAUGGUGGUAGUAUUUUCGUCCCCGUUUAUCAUCGCUUCUUUUCUGUGGUGGCCCGUGGACAAGUUCGUAUAUAUCAACCCACUGAAUCCAUUUUCCAAAUUUACCGAUCGUUCAGGCGAGCGGUCCCUUCGAUCCAACGUUUCCAUGGCGUCGUAGUGUCAGGCAAACGUCGAAAUCGAACCGAAGCGUUCCGGCAUGGCGCCGGACGACGAAGAACCUUCCAACGUUCCGGAGUCGGACGUCCCACCGAGGGAACCCCAUCCGCUGGACGAACUGACUGACCAGCAGGUGAUCGAUUUGGUUAGCGACUUGGAGAUGGAAAACGCCCACCUCCGGCUCGAGAACACGCUGUUCGAGAACUUCCUCCAAGAAAACGACCCGUCUCUCUUGGAGGACGUGGAGGACGUAAUGAAGCAGCUGUCCGCCGAGUCCCCUCUACCCAAGUUAAAAGUCGACUCCUACACGAGCCUGUCGUCCAUCGUCGAGGGCAAGGGCCCGAAGAUCAACCUGUCGCAGAAGACGGAGAUGGCGACGCGCGCCAUGGAUGAUUCGCAGUCUAGGUUGCAAAACUUCCUGAAGAAAACCCAUAUAAUCAAACGGAAUUUAAAAUCGGAACUCGAAGAGUUCGCCAUCAGGGAGGCAGAGAUCAGGGAGGCCGUCGACAUAUUCGAAUUCAGCGUGGUUACCCAGGGUUGCGAUAGGCUGACGCACAGGAUCCCCGCAGAGAAGUUCGUCAGGUACAUGGAGGAAUGGCUGAAGAGCGCGCAGCUGCAGAUCGAGAAGCUCCGGCUCCGGAUCGCCACGCUCAAGGUGCAGUACCGGAAAGUCUCCCAGCAGCUGGUGCAGAAACGGGAGCUUGGAGAGAACGUUCACGCCGUCGACUUCGACCAGCUCGAGAUCGAGAACAAGAACUUCGCGGACACGAUAGAGCGGAAGAACCUGCACGUGCUGGAGCUGAAGAAGAUCAACGGCGGAGCGAACUUGGUGCUGAGCACGCACAAGAAGUACCUCCGCAGGCAGCAGGAGGACUACCACAAGCUGAGGGAGGAGAUCGCGGACAAGCGGAAGUUGAUCGAGGAGACGGAGAAGCAGGUUUCGCAGGCGGAGGAGGAAGUGAGGGCGGCUCGCGAGAGGUACGAGCAAUGCCGACGUUUGCGGGAUAAGUACACGGUGCCCGACGUCAUGGAUUACGUCAGGAUCAAAGAGCGGCUGCACGAGACGGCCAAAGAGAUGAAGAUGUGGACGCGCAGGAGGAAAGUGCAGGACAUCGCGUUGAACGCGUGCCUGAGGGAAAUGAAACACGUCCAAGGGAACGUCGACCCGUCUUGGCUGGCCGAGGCCGACACGUCACGGGAUGACGCGUAAAUUAAUAAUUAAUAAACAAACGUUAAAAUUGAAUUGGCCGUUUGCAAAAUGUCUAAAUUACACACCGAUCUAGCGUGCGGGAAGCGUCACUUUACCACGUCACGGUCGUAGAAAAAGUAUAGUAUGCAACACGUUUGGUAAACUCUUUAGCUCACUCGUGAGUCAAAUGCCGUCUACCGCACUUGUUGCCCAAUAUACUAUUAACGUUCAAUUUUUGUUUCUAUUCAGUAUUCAGCUGUGAAAAAUCCGGAUAAAAUUUUCAUCUGGGUACCGGAAAGCAAAAAACUUUGGUUCAUGUCUGUAAAUAUCAUUUCAAUAUAAGGUGUUUUCUAAUCGAAUGUCAAUAAUUGAAGGGACGAUUCUCGGGUCCGUUUUAAAAAGAAAACUUCACGUGAACAUGCGUCCCCGACAUGUUUUAGUUCACCACAAUUUCUUUAAAAUUUACGUGCGGAUGGCGUAUAUUAAAAUAAAAAUUAUUCUUACAUUCUCCAACCAUUUCUAAAGAAAUUUAAUGUUUUUAUUUUUUUCCAGUUAAAGAAAAUAAAAUUUCUCCUACAUCGUCAUAACAUGCAGGGAAUUCUUGUCAUUUUUAUUUCUUAUUUAAAUAAUUGUCUAUGUGUACGAAGUAACGAUACCAAAUACGUAAACUCCGAGGUGUAUUUGUGAUAUCUUUAAUAUUAUUUUUUAUCAUUGUAGUAGGCCGUGUGUAAGAAUAAUUAAUUCUAUUAUCAAGGUGGUUGUUUAACAUAAUCAGGAACAGAAUGUGGUUCAUGCAUGACGCCUUUAGAGUUGCAGCAAGAAAAUAUUUGAAUCACAUAUUUAAUAACCGCGGCGGACCUCAUCUAUGGCCCUCAGAUUUAAAUAGUUUGGACUUUUGCUUAUGGGCCAUGUUGAAAAUCUGGUUUACCGCACCCAGUUAAUACCGUAGAAGAGCUUCCUGCGAUUUAAUGAGAAACACUGGAGGUUUAGGAAACUUUAAACAACUUAUAGUUUCUAUAUCCUACUUUUUUCAAAGAGGUUGUUGUCCAUUUAUUAAAAUUAUUUUAUUUUAUUAAAAAUUAUGA